This is a messenger RNA of Pomacea canaliculata, 2480 nucleotides long. RefSeq lists its product as uncharacterized. The record is from RefSeq and is a predicted model, not a curated record. Bases 196 to 1308 code for a protein of 370 amino acids. Lineage: Eukaryota; Metazoa; Mollusca; Gastropoda; Architaenioglossa; Ampullariidae. The transcript has 5 exons.
AGUUUAUAUAGUCUCGUGAACAUUGCGCAUUGGAAUAACCCUUGGUUGUUUGUGGUGUCUGCCUCUUUGCCUUAGAGGUCUGUUGUUCAGAACCUUCAAGCACUGACAAAAACUGACAUUAAUUUCAACCGCUUUCAGAGGGAAGUUUGUGUUUAAGAGUCAAGACAGUUUCUUGCUCGGAGACCCGGCAAGAUCAUGAGGCGAACAUUGUUGACGACCAUUGUUCUUUUGAUUUUCUGUCGAGGAGUAAACUCUUUUGAGUGGAUCUCUGACCUCCAAGAUGGCGCUGACAUCUACGCGUGUGUAGACGACACAGUCACCAUGAGCUGGCGGUACGCGGUACAGGAGGGAGAAGUGGUUGAGGAUGUCAAGUGGUACUUUGACCCAGGAAACAACAGCCGUACAGCUAUCGCCGCCAUCGUCGAAAAUCUCUUUUUCCCUCUGUCCUCCUCUUACUCUAACAGACUAUACUAUGCACCGGAAGAAGGAAUUACACUGACCCUUGUCACCGGAAGAGACAGCGGACAAUACUCGGUGGCGGUGACUGUCCUCAACUCAUCAUGUUUCGCCACGCACAUGCGCACUGUGUCUCUUGUAGUAGCAGAAGAGGCCCUGGUUGACCACAGCAAGGCUCUGAAAGCACAACAGGAGCGUUUGACGGUCCACGACAACAAGACUGGCCAGCUGCACGUGCAGCUGUCGUGUGGAGAUUACAUCAUCACUGGACACCCGCCUGUCUCUGUGGAAUGGACGUUUCCUUCUGGUGAAACACAACUUGUCUCAACGCACAUCGACGGUAAAUUUUUUCUGACCUUGCCCAACCCCGUGGAGGGAGGUAACUACACGUGUCGCCUGUCCUCCAAGUUACCGCCCGUGUCGUGCCUACCCCACAAUGCCAGUGUGCUUGAAGUCUCUUCAGUGACUGUGGACGAGGUGAAGGUGAGGCUGUCACUGCUGGAAGGCGAGCAGGAGAUUAUAAAGACAGAUAAACAAGAGAUGAUGACAGAAAUGGACCGACUGAGAGAGGAGAACCAGAACCUCACGGAAAUCAUCAACUCUCAACAGAGAUACUUCCUUGAACUUGGCUCCAAGAAUGUCAUGUUUGAAGGCCGUCUAAGUGGCAAUUUAUAUAUUAAUUCCGGACAGCGCGUGGUGUUUUCUCAAGCUAGAGAAAUGAAGGAAAUGCCUACAAUACAGCUACAGGAGUGUUUACUGCCCCCUUUAAUGCGACUUACUUCUUUGUGCUCACCGCAGCCCACACAGCCAGCUAUUAUGGCUCGUCAUCAUCAACAGCAUUAUUGUCUUUAAGUGACAAUCGCUCCACAUUCUGUCAAGUGCAAACUCAAACUCAAAUGUUGCAGUAAGCUGUGUAGCCACAGUGUACAGAGCACAGGGAGAACAGGUGUGGGUGAGUAGUUCUGGAGGCUCUACAUUAUAUGGUCCUUACUGUUCUUUCGUCGGCGUUUCCUUGCAGGCUGACCUCCCAUAAUAGAGACUUGACCUUGUUCUGAAUAAUCACUGCAGGACUCUUUUUCCUUAAAAAAACCGAAACAAACAACAAAUUACCGGCUGUGGUUCGAUGACGACUGAAAUUGUGUCCAAAUGCUGAAUCUGAGGGCAAAAUAAAUGUUUUGAAUAUCUGCUUUUUUUCGAGAAAUAGCCAGCUUUUAAUAUAUAUUUAGUUAUUCUCAGAUUGGAAAUAGGAUUAAGUAGACUUGCUUGAGUUAGGGGUAGGGUUGAACUGGCUUGAAAGAAAACUUCAGUUAGAACGGAAGUAAAUGGUCGGAGGGAAAAGUCUUUGAUAUAUCACUGUAUCAAGACAAAACCCUGUCAAAUACAAAAUUAAUUGCUGCAAUUAAAACAAACGGUAAAGGUAGGCAUACAAACGAUUUUAAGUAGUAUGUAAGAUACAAACGACCUGAGUAAAGUAAUAAAAGACCUAAAAAAGAACACAUGCAAGUUUGUUUAGUUUAUCAACAGCCAGCACCCUUCUGACAGUUGUAAGAUUUAUUAAGACCAUGGCAUCAUCCCUUACACAAUGAUUACAGAUAAAACAUAGCUUAAGAACAUGUUCAUAAUACUGCCAGUAUAAAUAGCAUCCAAGUUAUGUGUUUUGUGGUUAUUAUUGAGUUUUGUAACCUGUCUACAGAGUCUCCACAUAAUAAUUGUGAAAGAAAUAUGUACGGACUUAUGUAUCAAUAUAACCAUGAGGUUUAUCAUGUUUCUGUGAAUCAGAAUGUUUGAAGUUUAGAUGGCAGACUUUUACACACACACACCAAAUGACCAUCUUUAAUAAUCCAAAUAGGCAGUUUCAACAAAAAAAAUCUGUGCUGUAAAAACUGAGUGCUGUCUUUUUUAAUUUUGGUAUUCAUCAGUACAGUUUUCAAUAAUAUUAUCUUCACAUUUGCACUUGAUGCAAGGGAUUAUAUUACAUUGUUAUACAGAUUAUUUGAAUUAAACCAUUUUGAUUUGCAAAUUCA